ACACACCCCUCUGCGGGUUUGAAGUUUGAACACCCAAAACAAUUUUCAUACAACUUUGGGCGAAUCACAAUCUCCGCGAGAUUUGAAAAUGGCGAGCUCGUUGAGGCUGCGUGGUUUGAAUCUGGUUAGCGCUCAUCGAGCAGUUCUUACGUCUUCAACCAGAUGGUUUUCUUCGGCCGACGCCUUGGUCGAGAUCAAGCCCGGUGAGGUCGGUAUGGUCUCCGGCAUCCCCGAAGCAGAUCUUCGAAGAAGGGUAAUAAUUUACUCACCUGCUCGAACUGCAACACAGCAAGGCUCUGGAAAAGUCGGUAGAUGGCAAAUCAAUUUUUUGUCAACACAAAAGUGGGAAAAUCCAUUGAUGGGUUGGACAUCCACAGGAGAUCCAUAUGCCAAUGUUGGUGAGGCUGCACUCAAAUUUGAUAGUCAAGAAGCUGCAACUGAAUUUGCAGAGAAACAUGGUUGGGAAUAUUCGGUCAAGAAGCGUCAUACUCCUCUCCUGAAGGUUAGGGCUUAUGCUGACAACUUCAAGUGGAAGGGCCCAACAAGCAGUCAAGUAUGAAUUGAGUCUCUAUAUCUCGCAGCAGAUCUUUCAAGAGAUUGUGUUUAGCUUGUUACAAAAUGUUCUUUUGACACCAACUUCUGACCUAUGCGACAAAUUUUUCUUUCCAUUGGAAACAAAAAUCUCUCAAAGUCUUUGUUGUUUGCAUUCUAAAAGUGUUGUGAGAGAAUUGUGUUGCGGGUCUGACCCAUAAAUAAAAUGAUCAAAAUGACCCUUGCUUCUU
Molecule: messenger RNA, 782 nt
Organism: Tripterygium wilfordii
Lineage: Eukaryota; Viridiplantae; Streptophyta; Magnoliopsida; Celastrales; Celastraceae
Product: NADH dehydrogenase [ubiquinone] iron-sulfur protein 4, mitochondrial-like
Exons: 5
Coding region: 89-559 (156 amino acids)
Biological process (GO): electron transport chain
Source: RefSeq, a predicted model, not a curated record